Cyclospora cayetanensis is the source of this 1272-nucleotide messenger RNA. Its product is annotated as eukaryotic translation initiation factor 2-alpha kinase 1. Lineage: Eukaryota; Apicomplexa; Conoidasida; Eucoccidiorida; Eimeriidae. The record is from RefSeq and is a predicted model, not a curated record. Gene Ontology annotation, biological process: protein phosphorylation. The transcript is spliced from 10 exons. Gene Ontology annotation, molecular function: protein kinase activity; ATP binding. The annotation marks the transcript as partial.
AUGUUGGCCUCACAAAAAGCAGGGGCUGCUGCUCGUUCAAAGGCAGGUACUACUCAAGCAGCCAGAGAAGCAGCAGCAGAAGCGCCGUCUCGCGCCAGGGCAGGAAGGGGUUCCCUUAUUACUGUAGACGGCCGCAGCAAAAGCGAAUUCGAGGAGCUGCACGUUAUUGGAUGCGGGGGCUUUGGCAGCGUGGUCAAGGUCAGGAUGAAGCAGGGGGGCGGCAUAUUCGCGCUAAAGAAGAUAUCUCUGUCUCUUGCAAAGACACCAGACGACGACGUUUCUGGGGCAGCUCUGUGCCUCCCUGCCAAUGUAGCUGCCGAGGCAGCGACUCUAGCGGCUCUAACGCAUCCGCACAUAGUCCGCUACUAUGACGCCUGGCUUGAGACUGCCAAGGGUGACGCCGCCGCACGGCCUUCCCCCGACGGAGUGGCAGCCUAUUUGUACAUUUUGAUGGAGUUUUGCCCGGGGAGAACUCUCAGAGAAGCCAUCGACUCGGGGCUGCUCAUUGGCAGGGUGCAGCAGCAGCAGCAGCGCCGUCAAGACACCGAGCAAGAACGGAAAGAAGAGCAGGAUGAGGAGCAGCAUCAGCAGGAGCGCCUCCGGCUUAGUGCCGAAGAGGCCUUAUCCGACGCUUCUGUGGGGGACCUCCUCGUGUGGAAGUGGGCCUUAACAAAGCAGCUGGUCCAGGCUGUGGUGCAUGUACACCACAAUGGGGUCAUUCACCGCGACCUCAAACCCUCGAAUAUUUUUCUCAAAGUGACAGACGGAGGCGGCCUGACCAUCAAGGUAGGAGACUUUGGACUCACGCGUUCCGUGCGAGCGCUACAAAGUGCCCCGCAGGCGGGAGGCCUUCUGGGAACCCUCCCGGAGAGCCCCUCGGGGGGCCCCUUGGAGGGGCCCCCUCCGAGACUAGGGAACCCUCUCUUGCAUUGCUCUUUGAGCAAAGGCGUGGGAACCGUCCACUACAUGGCGCCGGAGCAAGCCAACAGCACCCAAUACGGCCAAAGCGCCGACAUAUUUUCUCUGGGAGUCUGCCUCUUCGAAAUAUGGGCAGUGCCCUUCGCCACCAACAUGGAACGUUCGCUGGUACUGGGGGCGCUCUCGGCGCAGAGCAACGCGUGGCUGCAACAGCAGCAGCUGCUGCUGCAGCAGGAGACGCAGCAGUCCCUAGAGCCCCAGCAGCAGCAGCAGCAGCAACAACAGCAGCAGCAGCAGCAGCAACAGCAGCAGCCGCAGGACGAGCAGCAGCAGCUACACAAGCAGCAGCAGCAG